Molecule: messenger RNA, 1716 nt
Organism: Mus caroli (Ryukyu mouse)
Lineage: Eukaryota; Metazoa; Chordata; Mammalia; Rodentia; Muridae
Gene: Rpa2
Product: replication protein A2
Biological process (GO): nucleotide-excision repair; double-strand break repair via homologous recombination; DNA replication
Cellular component (GO): DNA replication factor A complex; nucleus; chromosome, telomeric region
Molecular function (GO): single-stranded DNA binding
Source: RefSeq, a predicted model, not a curated record
AGAUGGCCGCGCAGGCUUCCAUUCCUUCUUUGGGCCGUGUGUUUUUCUUAAGCUUGGCCUUGAUACCGGAAAAAAAAAAUAAAAAAGAGGGGACUCGUGAGUUCUGAUUGGCUGAAGGUAGAUGUGUCCUGAGCGCUGAUUGGCUGUCCCUUCGCGGGAAGGAGUUUGUGGCGCCAGUGCAAAGUAGGCAGAACGCUGCCACGCCGGAGCCGCACAGAGUUCCCAAGUGUUCUUGGUUUUCGUGUCCGAGCUUCUUGGGCCGCUCUCUCAGGAGAACUGCGACCAGGAUGUGGAAUAGCGGAUUCGAAAGCUUCAGCAGCUCCACCUAUGGCGGAGCAGGCGGCUACACGCAGUCUCCCGGUGGCUUCGGGUCGCCCACACCGUCGCAGGCGGAGAAGAAAUCAAGAGUCCGAGCCCAGCAUAUUGUGCCCUGUACCAUAUCCCAGCUGCUUUCUGCUACUCUGACUGAUGAAGUGUUCAGAAUUGGAGAUGUUGAGAUUUCACAGGUCACUAUUGUGGGGAUAAUCAGACAUGCGGAGAAGGCUCCAACCAACAUUGUUUACAAGAUAGACGAUAUGACGGCUGCGCCCAUGGAUGUUCGUCAGUGGGUUGACACGGAUGAUGCCAGUGGUGAGAAUGCUGUGGUUCCUCCUGAAACAUACGUGAAAGUCGCUGGUCACCUCAGGUCUUUCCAGAACAAAAAGAGCUUGGUGGCCUUUAAGAUCAUUCCUCUGGAAGACAUGAAUGAGUUCACCGCACACAUCCUGGAAGUGGUCAAUUCACACAUGAUGCUCAGCAAGUCCAACAGCCAGGCCUCUGCAGGGAGACCAUCUAUCAGCAACCCAGGAAUGAGUGAGCCCGGAAACUUCAGUGGGAAUAACUUCAUGCCAGCAAAUGGCCUCACUGUGGUCCAAAACCAGGUGCUGAAUUUGAUCAAGGCUUGCCCAAGACCUGAAGGACUGAACUUCCAGGACCUCAGGAGCCAGCUCCAGCAUAUGCCUGUGCCCUCAAUCAAGCAAGCAGUGGAUUUUCUGUGCAACGAGGGCCACAUUUACUCUACUGUGGACGACGAUCACUUUAAGUCUACAGAUGCAGAGUGAUUGGUGUCUCCUGGGUACCUGGACUCUGUCCAGCUGGGCCUGUGUUCAUCUGUCGGCCCCAGCUCUGCGGGCUUUGGCCAGAGGCUUCUAGGACAGAACUUUGCUGUAGAAGGUCUCACUCCGCUGAAGUCCUUUUGGAACUUAGCGCUCUCUGUUUUGUUGCUUGUUGUUUAGAGGUUCGUUCAGAGGGAGAAAGACAGUUGAGAAGGAAGUAAGCCAGGACUGGAUUUCGUGCAAGAAAUGCCGAUAAGCUAGUCAGGACUCCAGGAUGGGCGGUUGGAAUUGAAAGAGGAACACUGCCAAGAUGUCGGCAGAGCUCCAACUUGCUUGGGAGCUUCUGUUCUCAAAGGCUUCCUGUUGAGGACGAGCACUGCUAGGGCCAAGGGCCAAAGAAGAACCUGCCACCCUCUGCCAGUUUGUGCCACCCUCUGGGUCUGCGGGGUUACUUUCGGAAUUGCACUUUCCUUCCCUUGUCUUGCCCGCCGUGGGAAGGAGGUUUAAGUGAGCCUGGGGUUCUGACCUGGAGGCCUCGUGCGGCUGAGAGAAAGAAAUGUUAUUGCGUGGUUUGUAAUAUAAAUGUUCAUAUGUUUGAUAAAACAGUUCGAUUGUAAUAGCU